Molecule: messenger RNA, 1798 nt
Organism: Lotus japonicus
Lineage: Eukaryota; Viridiplantae; Streptophyta; Magnoliopsida; Fabales; Fabaceae
Product: protein PLASTID TRANSCRIPTIONALLY ACTIVE 14
Exons: 13
Coding region: 189-1631 (480 amino acids)
Biological process (GO): thylakoid membrane organization; chloroplast organization; peptidyl-lysine monomethylation
Cellular component (GO): plastid-encoded plastid RNA polymerase complex; chloroplast thylakoid
Molecular function (GO): protein-lysine N-methyltransferase activity; protein binding
Source: RefSeq, a predicted model, not a curated record
UCCAUUUUUGUGGACACCUCACUCUUCAAACUUAACUAAAGCCUUGUUGGAGGAAGAAACCCAACCCAAUUCUCCCUGGAUAACGUUGUUGUCGAGUUUCCACUCUGUUGUUGUGUUCUCUCUGUUCUUUUGUCACUUGGAUAGUAGACAUGGUUUAACUUAGCGCUUCUUUCCAUUUUCAAUAUCCAAUGGCUUCUUCUUCCUUUCAUCUUUAUCAGCCUACACACUGCUUCUUCUCCAACACCCAGUUCACAGGUCUGCGCCAUGGCUUCUUCUGCCGACCCACUUACUCUCAUGCUCAAAACAAAGUGCAACCCAUCAAAGCUUCCGUUGCUGCACCCCCAUUUCCAUUGUUUCAGCCUCCCAAAGUUGAAGAACCAACGUCUGAGUUGGAGCCUGCAGACCCUGACUUCUAUAGGAUCGGUUAUGUUCGGAGCAUGCGAGCUUACGGGAUUGAUUUUAAGGAAGGGCCAGAUGGUUUUGGUGUGUAUGCUUCCAAAGAUGUAGAACCUCUUCGCCGGCCUAGGGUUAUAAUGGAAAUUCCUCUUGAAUUGAUGCUAACCAUAAGCAAGAAGCUACCGUGGAUGUUUUUCCCUGAUAUAAUUCCCAUUGGUCAUCCAAUAUUUGAUAUUAUCAACUCGACAAAUCCAGAGACAGAUUUGGACUUAAGGUUAGCAUGCCUCCUCUUAUAUUCAUUUGACUGCCAAGAAAACUUUUGGCAGUUAUAUGGUGACUUCUUACCAAGCGCAGAUGAGAGCACUAGCUUACUUCUAGCUACAGAGGAGGAACUUUUGGAGCUGCAGGAUCCUAAUCUUGCUUCUACUAUGAGAAGUCAGCAACAACGAGCAUUAGAAUUCUGGGAGAAAAACUGGCAUAGUGGUGCACCCCUUAAAAUAAAGCGUCUUGCUCGUGAUCCUCAGAGGUUCAUUUGGGCAGUAGGUAUUGCACAAUCACGAUGUAUUAAUAUGCAAAUGAGAGUUGGUGCGUUAACUCAAAACGCAAACAUGCUGGUUCCUUAUGCCGAUAUGCUGAACCAUUCAUUUGAGCCAAAUUGUUUUUUUCAUUGGCGUUUUAAGGACCGGAUGCUUGAAGUUCUUAUAAAUGCUGGGAGGCGGAUUAAAAAGGGAGAUGAGAUGACAGUUAAUUACAUGAGUGGUAUGAAGAAUGACAUGUUAAUGCAAAAAUAUGGAUUUUCGUCACCUGUGAAUCCUUGGGAUACGAUCGAAUUCUCAGGCAAUGCACGUAUUCAUUUGGAAUCCUUCUUGUCAAUCUUCAAUAUAUCUGGCCUUCCAGAGGAGUAUUUCCAUAACAAUAAUCUAUCGAACGAGGGGGAUACUUUUGUUGAUGGAGCAGUCAUAGCUGCAGCGCGAACAUUGCCAACAUGGUCAGAUGGGGAUGUGCCUCCGGUCCCCAGUGCAGAAAGAAAGGCUGUGAAGACGUUACAAGACGAAUGCCAAAAGAUGCUUUCUGGAUUCGCUACAACUUCAAAGCAAGACCAGAAAUUGCUAGAUUCCAUGCCUGAAGCUACAAGAACACUUGAAGCUGCACUAAAGUAUAGAUUGCACCGAAAAUUGUUCAUUGAGAAAGUUAUGCAAGCAUUGGAGAUCUAUCAAGAGAGAAUACUAUUCUGAUUCUAAUCUUAUUACUGUAUAAUAGGCAGGAAAAUUUUGUAACAUUGCUGAGUAGCUGUAAUCUUGUAUCACUAAAGUAAUGUUCUUCAUCCAUGGAUUGUUGGCUGUGUUCUACUAUAUUCAUUUGUUUUAUUAGAAAAGAGGUGUGGAAGUUUUCUUGUGUAAAA